This is a messenger RNA of Salvia splendens (bonfire salvia), 2598 nucleotides long. Its product is annotated as PHD finger protein 3-like. The record is from RefSeq and is a predicted model, not a curated record. Gene Ontology annotation, biological process: DNA-templated transcription. Bases 764 to 2545 code for a protein of 593 amino acids. Gene Ontology annotation, cellular component: nucleus. Lineage: Eukaryota; Viridiplantae; Streptophyta; Magnoliopsida; Lamiales; Lamiaceae. The transcript has 6 exons.
UUUUGCUCUCGCGCGCGUACACACACACACACACACAUCUGUACUUGCGAAGGAAUGCUUAUAUCCAUCACUCAGCUGUUUCGUCGUCUUCAUCCUUAGAUUCGCUUUUUCUACCUCCAUUAGGUUGAUUUGGAGUAUCAACAAAUCAGUUACAUCUAUAUUUGUGGUUUUUGCUUAUGUUAUUCAUCGUUGGUGCAUCAUGUCCAACAAUUUGGUUUCUGAGCACCCAAUCUCAGCCGAUCAAAGUGGUCUGUUAGAGUCAUUCUCCAGCUCUGGGUUCGGUACUCCAAUGAUGUCUAAUAAUAUGUUGGGCCAUAAUGAAUCUUCAGGUGUUAGUAUGGGAUCAAACCCAGUUUGGACGUCAAACCAUAUAGGUCCCAAGCAUGCAAGUUCGCCGAAAAGCAUAGCUGCACAGAAGGCUUAAUUCCCAUUUAAACGGAAGGCUGAGGCAGAACCUUUGGCAAACAGUGCUACUUCUCAGCAGUUGGCACAGCCUCACAAGCGGCCAGCACAUGUGGGAUCUGAUGCUAAUUUCCCUGGAUUUAUGCAGCCUUCAGCACAUCAAAAUAAAACUGCACAAUCACAGUCUCGAUUGAGCUCUCCAGUUACAACUGCUCAACCUAUCAAGAAAAUGAUGCGGAAUGACUCCAUGUCUGGCAAGUCUGGCUUACAACAGCGGGGGCAAACUGGAAAGAGGCAAACUGCUCAAAUCAAAUCAGCAUCCAAGGCUCAUUUGGAUUCAUCAGGAUGAGUAAGGUCCAAAAUGAGGGAAUCUUUGGCUGCAGCAUUGGCUUUGGCUUGUCAGAACCAGGCGAAUGCAUUGCUAACUGAGAGAAACCAGAGGGAUACGGAUAAUCCCAUGGACUCCCGGGAUUCUCAUUUCUCCAGUUCUAGUGAGGGUGGUCAGGUUCCUGUUUCUCGUUCUGCAGAAGUUUUCCCUUCAAAUGAAUUGACUACACUUAACAAAACCAGUGGUUCUAAGGUGUUGCAGUACAGUUUACCUGAUGAGGAUGUUCCAUUUUGCGAAAACUUCUUUGCUAAAGAUGAUCUUUUGCAGGGCAAUGAGAUUUCUUGGGCAUUUAAUUUUGAUAUGCAUAUGGAAGAGGGUAAGGAAAGUCAGCAUACUGAAAAGUCUUUGAAAGAGGAUGCUCUAGGGCACAAAGAAGGGGUUGAAACUUUGACACCAGAAGACUUGGCUUUUAAAAUUGAAGCUGAGCUGUUUAAAUUAUUUGGUGAUGUGAACAAAAAAUAUAGAGAGAAAGGCAGGUCUCUUUUGUUCAACCUCAAAGAUCGUAACAAUCUGGAACUGAGAGAAAGAGUCAUGUCUGGCAAAAUAUCUCCGGAAAGGUUAUGCUCAAUGUCAGCUGAAGAGCUUGCUUCUAAGGAGUUAACAGAGUGGCGUAUGGCAAAAGCAGAAGAGUUGGCACAGAUGAAAGUUUUACCUGAUACUGAGGUUGAUAUAAAACGUUUGGUCAGGAAAACACACAAGGGUGAGUUUCAGGUAGAGGUGGAGCAUGAUGAUCUCAUUGCUGCAGAGGUAUCUGCUGGGAGUUCUUUUUUAACACGACCUCACAGGAAAAAGGCUGUCGAGUUUCAAUCUCCUUCCGGGGCUAGUGAUAAAGAUAAAGAGAAGGUUGCAGGCCAAGCGAGCAGUUCAGAAGGCCAGGAUUUCUCGGGCAGCCUGAUUUUUCAGACAGAUGAAACUGAUCCAAUGCAAGGAAUGAUGGUGGAUGAACUGAAGGAUGCUGACUUGCCACCAAUCGUUUCGUUAGAUGAGUUUAUGGAGUCCCUUAAUACAGAACCUCCAUUUGAGGAUCUAUCUGGAGAUGCAGGGAAGAAGUCUCCUGUACCAUAUGAUCCAUCUAGAGAAAGCCCAAAACGUUCUAGCAACCUUAGGGCUUCUAAUCAAGCGUCAGAUGUACAUAAAGAUGCUAGCGCCAAAGAGGCUUCUUUUGUCAAGAAACCUGACAUGAUGAAGGAUUUGAGUGUUAGUCCUGUGAAAGAAACAGUUUGUCCUAGUUAUGUACGGAAUGCUGAUUUGGUCUGGAAUGGUCUCCUUCAGCUCAACACAUCAUCCUCUGUCACAGUUGGUGGGCUGUUUUACAGUGGUGAGAAGACAUCAACAAAGGAAUGUCCUGCCUCUCUUGAGAUCAAGGGCAGAGUUAGACUCGAUGCAUUUGAAAAAUUUAUCCAAGAACUCCCCAUGUCGCGAACACGUGCAGUCAUGGUUCUCCACUUCAUUUUGAGGGACAAAUCAUCCGAGGAGCAGCGUUCUAACCUCUCUCAGGCUGUGAAAAAACACAGCUUGAAAAAGCAACCCUUUGGUGCCCCCACUAAUACCCUAACUAGGAAACCCCAGCAGCCACCGCUGGGCCAGGACGAAGACAAUGACAUCCCGCCCGGGUUCGGCCCCGGUGUGGCAGCGAAGGACGGCCAUGAUUUACCUGAAUUCAACUUCUCCUCCAGUCACUUCACUUCUCGAAAAGGGCUACAAGACCGGUUGAGGAUGGGAGAGCUUAUCAAGAGAUAUGGGCAAGAGAUAUAGUAUUAAUACAUGGCAUCAUUUUAUACCAUCUUUAAAUCCUACUCCUAUCACCU